GGCCACGGACGGCCGCAGCUACAGCGGUGGGGCACGGAAGCGCCUCAAGGUCUUGGACCUGACGGCGGACCGACCCGGUGACGUGAGCCUCAAACCUGGCGGGUUGAGCGGUUUGGCCCGUGAACGCCUGGAUUGGCAAGCCCAACAGGACCAACGGAGCGGAAUUCUGCGCGAGAUUGACCUGACUAACUUCAUGAACCACGCUUCACUUCACUUGGUCCUCCAAUCUCGGAUCAAUCUCAUCAGUGGGCGGAACGGGGCGGGGAAAAGCUCCGUCUUGCAAGCCAUCGUUUUGGGAUUAGGUGCUCAGGCCAAGGACACAAAGCGUUCGUCACAUUUAGCUUCGUUCAUUCGCAAUGAUUGCACCAAGGCCGAAAUCCGAAUCCGCAUGUGGAAUGGCGGGCUUAACGCUUAUCGACCUGAAGUCUACGGUCAAACCAUUCUUUUCGAGCGGGUCAUUUAUCGCCAGUCCAGUGGUUCUACUCAUAUUCUCAAAGACCAUCGUGGUCAGGUCGUUCACACGGGCAAAGUGGCGGAUGAAGAAAAGCGCCGAAUCUGUGAGCAUUUCUCGAUUCAAUUGAACAAUCCCAUCGCUAUUUUACAACAAGAAGAGGCCAAGGUGUUCUUCCACAACGCCGACAACAAGAUGCUCUAUGACUUCUUUGUCCGUGCCACCCUCCUUAAGGCCUUGCAAGAUAUGUAUCAGAACGCCAAUAGCGAAUUAUUAGCGUGUGAUACCACCCUGACCGAGAAACGCCAAGACCUCAGCAAAGUCGGGGCGGAAAAAAACGACCUGGCGGAAAAGUGCCAGCGCAUGAAGAAAGUCGACUGUGAGAUCAAGCAAAUGGAAGCUCAACUCCGGGAAGAAUGUCUUUGGGGCUAUGCUCAAAGUAAAGCGCAAGAAGCCGCUGAUAUCCGGGAGAAGACUCAAAAACUGGAAGAGAAGCUCAAGCGAGAAAAUGCAUCCCUGAAUGAACUGCUCAAGUCCAAGGACCGACUGGAAGAUGAAAAGAAGAUCCUCGAAGAAAGCCACAAGAUGAGCGAGGCCGAGAUCCGAGCCAUCACCAUGGAAUAUCAAAUGGCUCGAGAGGAUAACGAGAAUGCUCAAAGCAAAUUGGAAGUGGCCCUGGUCGAUCUGCAAACGAAAGAAAGUGCUCUAGCCGCAUUAAGAGACCAGGAAAAGACUCUGUCCAAUGAUAUCCGAUCGAAGAGAACCAUGCAUGAGAAACGCAAUGAGCAAAGGGACCGAGAAAAGAAAGAGGCGGAUCAAGCCUUGAAUCGAAUCGAAGGCGAGAUCAAAAGGAAAAAUCGACUCAUUCAGGAGCGAGGACGCACCAGAGACGACCUAGGCAAAGAGAUUGAAGAUUUGAGUGUCGAGAUGAACCCGAAAAAUGCCGAGAUCGAUCAGAUCUUGCAACAGAAGCAAAUACUCAUGGAGGAAUUGAACAAAAGGAAGCGCACCAAUGCGAACGUGUCGAAUCUGAAACGCUUUGGAUUCGAGUUCGAAGAUCUGAUCCAGGACAUCAACCGGUGUAAGGACUUUAAAGAGAAGCCGAUUGGGCCUAUUGGCCGGCAUAUCAAGUUAGUGGGAAAGGCUGCCAAGGAUAAGAACCUGGCCGACUUAUUGGAAACGGAGUUGGGUAAGGGGUUUCUCCGAGGGUUUCUCGUGGCCUCGUGGGAAGAUAGCAAGGCCUUGUCAGCACUUUUUGAGCGGCAUUUCCAUCGAAGACGGCCGCCAUCAAUUAUCAUCUGGAAGUUUCGCGGCCAGAAAGAUAAUAUCGAGCAUGGGAAGGUUCAAACUAAUCCUGAGAUGCCGGGCAUGCUCGAUUAUCUCGAAUUCGACCAUCCUGAUGUGUUUAACUAUGUCGUAGACUACAAACGCGUUGAAUCCACCAUCGUGGUCGAUCAAGUCCAGGCCCAAAAACUCUUCUCCCAAGUCAAAAAUGUUCCCAAGAAUGCGGAGAGCGCCAUUUCGCCGGAUUUUUACCGUUUUAUUCCAGCUACCAAAGGAAAUUAUGCGUCCUAUUUCAUGGAGAGACCUCGUCGGGGUGCCAUAAACUGCCUCACCGCAGAUACUCAAUCCGAUCUGGCCAAUCUUAGUACUGAACUCAAAGAAUGUGAUGUAAUUGUGAAGGAACUGAAGUCUGCUUUGAUCGCCCUUUCGUUAAAGAAAAAGUCAUUAGAAGCCAGGCGAGAUGAUAAUAUUGAGACCAUCCACCAAUUGAACAAAGAGUUGGGCAAUCUCAAGCAAGAUAUGACAAAAAUCAAUCUGAAUCGAGCCAAUUUGGAACAAGGUGAUAACUUGCCCGAAAUGGAGGAAAGGCUGACAAAUCUUCGCCAAGAGAUCAAAAAGACUGAGGCAAGCGUCAAAGAGCUGAAGCAACGAAAAACCAAAUCUACUCUCAUCGAAAAGAAGACCAAAGGUCUGCUCGACAAACAAACCGAAAGAAUGAACGAAGCCUCGAAAUGCAACCUGGAGUCCAAAUUAUCCGACAUCAACGAUGAAAUUGGUCGCCAAGACGCCGUGAUUCGAAAGAUUCAAACUGCGAUGAACUCCAUUCGAGCCGAGCUCAAGCCUUUGAAUAGCAGCCUUUUAGAAGCAGAGGCGAGAUAUGAGACGGCCAAGACCCAAGCUCGCAAUCAGAGUAAAAAGGAUGUGUCCGAACCGGUAGACAAAGCCAAACUCAUGGCCCGUCAGAAGGAGUUGGCUGCCACGAGGAAAGAAUUAGAAUCUCAACUCCAAAUGACCCCGGUGGAGCUAGCCUCAAAGCUGGAAAAGAUCCGCAACACUUUCAACACUUUGGCCAAGCAGCUCAAGGAAGUAGAAAUGAGCUACAAAAAGAUCAAAGCCAUGCAAGAAAAUCGGAAGAACGUGUAUCGAUCCAUUCGACUCAGUCUGAUCCGCUCUGUGCAAACACUUUUCAUCAUUCAUAUGAAGCAGCAUAAUCUGAUCGGGGACCUGGAGUUGGACAACACCAACAAGACUCUGAACAUUAAGGUUUCGCAUUUGAAAGGAAGUGAGGCGGGCGAGGCCUUGCCUCUGUCCAGCUUGUCUGGAGGUGAGCGGUCCAAGACCCUGGUGUGUCUCAUGAUAGCGAGUUGGGAGUACAUGGCUCCGCCUUUUCGGUGUCUGGACGAAUGGGAUGUCUACCUGGAUGAACGUUCCCGGUCUUCCAUUGAAGAAGUACUGUUCGAGUAUGCUCAGAGUCAGGAUUAUCAGUAUAUUCUUAUCAGUCCACAGGGGUCUACUUUGAAAGGAGCCAACAUCAUUGAGAUCGGGAAAUCCCAUGGUCAAUGACCCAACCAAUUUGUUCCAACUCUUUAGACUGUGAUUGUUGACCAGAAGAAAAUAAACACAUAAGCAAUUGGAUUCAUCAAUUGCGAGUUUUGAAGCCACAAAUACAAGUUAGUUUUAAAUGGGCUCCUUUUGAGUGAAGUGCUUAGUGAAUGUCUAAGAAUUCAAAGAAACGCUGGUUUCCGCUUGGGAUAAAUCAAGGACGCUGAGUCCCUGGAUAAAUAUGCAAAAAGAGGUUUUUUUUUCCUCUUGCUGCCCGUGUUUUUCUCCAUGAUAUUACUGUUGAUAACCUAUCCAAGAACUUACGAAGGUGCUACUUCUCCACUAAAAAUGAUUAGAAAUCGGAUCAUAACUGGAAAACAGUCAAUCUCAAAUACUUACAUCAGCUUAUUUAAACAUUGAAGUCCAAAUAGUAGACUCUUGCUAGGACUUUUAUUCUACAACCAAUGUGGCUUACGGCAUACUGUACAUGAACGUAUGUGAAACAAAAAUGCAGGAAACAUAAAUGAUUUCGAAACUAUCCUACCCUAGUGUAUUUCCCAAAAAACUAACGUUUGAAAGGUAAAUACAAUGUCAUCUUAUGACCAA
Messenger RNA from Tigriopus californicus, 3883 nucleotides. RefSeq lists its product as uncharacterized. Gene Ontology annotation, molecular function: damaged DNA binding; single-stranded DNA binding. Gene Ontology annotation, biological process: double-strand break repair via homologous recombination. Lineage: Eukaryota; Metazoa; Arthropoda; Copepoda; Harpacticoida; Harpacticidae. Gene Ontology annotation, cellular component: Smc5-Smc6 complex; nucleus; site of double-strand break. The record is from RefSeq and is a predicted model, not a curated record.